CCUCGCCCACGCUUCCUGUCCGCCUUUGCCCUGCCUCUAACCUCUCACAACAUUUUCAAGUUGGACAAACGAGAGUGGCAAAAGGGAGCCUCGCUGUGAGCGUGUGGCCGCCCGUACGCCCUCCGGCGCCAUGCCUCUGGUUACCAGGAACAUCGAGCCGCGGUACGUGUGCCGCCAGCCCAUCCCGACCAGCAUCCGCAGCGAACUGGAAUGCGUCACCAACAACAGCCUGGCCGCCGUCAUCCGUCAGCUCGGCUGCCUCAGCAAGCAAGCGGAGGACGUGUUCAGGGGGCUGUUCAAGGAGGCCCAAGAUUUCUCCGUCCGGGUGGAGGCGCUCGGGGAUCGCGUGGACAGCCUGCAAUUGAAAGUCACCCAGCUGGACCCUAAAGAAGAAGAAGUUUCUUUGCAGGCCAUCAACACUCGCAAGGCGUUCCGCAGCAGCCUGACGCAGGACCAGCAGCUGUUCACCAGGCCCUCGCUGCCCAUGCCCGUGCAGGACACCUACGUCACGUGCGACCCGCCGCCGCCCCUAAAUCUGCUCAGCUCGUACCGCGAUGACGGAAGACAGGCCCUCGACUUUUACACGAAUCCCUCCUACUUCUUCGACCUGUGGAAGGAGAAGAUGCUGCAGGACACCAAGGACAUCAUGAAGGAGAAACGAAAACACAGAAAGGAGAAGAAAGACCACCUGAACCAGCGGACCCUCAACCCGCGCAAGAUCAAGACCAGGAAAGAGGAGUGGGAACGCCGCAAGAUGGGCGAAGAGUUUGUGGUGCCCAAGAACGACAUGAUGAACUCCUUGGAGGGCCUGAACGGCAGCCUGGGAUCCGGCGACGAGGGCCUGGAUUUGAGCACGGGCUCCUACGCGUACGAGCCCGGCCCCGACGACUUCCUGCCUCCGCCGCCCCCCGACAUGUCGUACACUGACGGCCACUACGGGGGCUCCAACCAUAAACGCAUCAGCGUCCUGAGCCCCAGCCACCCGCCCCCGGCUCCCCCCAUGACCUCCCCCACUUCCAACUCUCGCCCCCACCUCUCCCCUCCCCCCGCCCCUCCUCCCCCACCUCCGCCCUCCGGGUUUGGAGCUCCCGCCGGUUUUGACGGCCCCCUUCCACCUCCCCCGCUCUCCUCCCCGGGCGCCUUCUCCUCGCCGCCCGCCCCGCCCCCGGCCGUGUCCGGCGCGGGCCCUCCUCCCCCCCCACCCGCGCCCGCCGGCGGGGGCCCUCAUCCUCCACCCCCGCCACCGCCCCCUCCCCCCGGCCCGCCACCGCCGUCCUUCGCGGCCCCCGCUCCCCCUCCUCCUUCCGCCGCGCCGGCGGCGUCCAAACAGCAGCCGGCCCCCGAGGGCGACGCCCGCAGCGACCUGCUGCAGGCCAUCAGACAAGGCUUCAACCUGCGCAAGGUGGAGGCCCAGCGCGAGCAGGAGAAGCGGGACGACCCCUUCGGCAACGACGUGGCCGCCAUCUUGUCUCGCCGCAUCGCCGUGGAGUGCAGCGACACCGAGGACGACUCGUCCGAGUUCGACGAAGACGAGUGGUCCGACUGAGCGGGCGCGCCUGUCGUUAUUUCCGUCACUUUCAGGUUAGCGCAGAAGAGAAGUCGCACGUCGUUGCGAUCGCAUUCCUUCACUUGUUUCUAUUUAUCUAGUCCAUCUUCAUUUGUUUGUGCCUUCAUGGCGACGCGUCCUCGCUAAUCAACACGUCGUCUUUAGAAGGACCUUAUUGUCUUUCUGUGUCGGCACGGGAACAAUUUAUAACCUUUUUGAAAUAUUACACAGAAGGAUUCAGUGUGAACUAAAGGGGAAGUUACGAGCAGAACUCAAAUGCACGACUCGACGUGGAAGUGGCCAAGUAAAAAAAUACCGGGGACCACCUGCUUCUGAGGUGCCUUUAAAAAAAUAAUAAUAAAAAAUUAAAAAAACAUUUUUAAUAUAUAUCAUUUUAAAUGUAUUCACAUGCGGCUCGCUUUUCCAAAGUGAUGAUUUCAAUUGUUGUCAUUUUUUUAUGCUCCCAAAGACUUGUCUAAAAAAAUAAACAAAUAUAUUUUAUCUGGGUAAAAAGAAUAAAUUUUGCAUAAUUUA
This is a messenger RNA of Phycodurus eques (leafy seadragon), 2080 nucleotides long. RefSeq names its product WASP family member 2 (gene wasf2). Gene Ontology annotation, biological process: actin cytoskeleton organization; positive regulation of Arp2/3 complex-mediated actin nucleation. NCBI's taxonomy places the organism in Eukaryota, Metazoa, Chordata, Actinopteri, Syngnathiformes, Syngnathidae. Gene Ontology annotation, cellular component: cytoskeleton. Gene Ontology annotation, molecular function: protein kinase A regulatory subunit binding; actin binding; Arp2/3 complex binding. The record is from RefSeq and is a predicted model, not a curated record.